Poecilia latipinna (sailfin molly) is the source of this 811-nucleotide messenger RNA. Its product is annotated as collagen alpha-1(XVI) chain-like. The transcript has 6 exons. Lineage: Eukaryota; Metazoa; Chordata; Actinopteri; Cyprinodontiformes; Poeciliidae. The record is from RefSeq and is a predicted model, not a curated record. The annotation marks the transcript as partial.
UCAGCCGGCGGCCGAGGGAGGAAGAGUUAAGAAGAGGAGCUGCUUUCAGACGGGUUAGACCAUGUGGCUUCUGUGCUCCUCCCUGACUCUGUUGGUCGUCAGUUUCGGAUCAUGUGACACUCUGACGACACAAGAAGGUGUACAAUGCCCGUCCUUACAAGUGGCUGAGUGGAAGUUUCCUCGGACGGCCAGGCAAAACAUUACUGGUUUUAAUUUGGUGAGGCGAUUCUCCUUGCUCAAAGAAACAGAUGUCAGAAAGCUCCGCAACCCCCGAGGUUCUGUCAUCCUACGCCUUGGCAAGGCGUCACUCUUGCGCCCAAGCGAUCAAGUGUUCCCUCACGGCUUACCUGACGAGUUCACGUUGAUCUUCACCCUGGCUUUGAAAAAGUCUGCACUGAGGGACACCGUCUACCUCUUUCAGAUAUCGGAUCAGCGGGGAUAUCCACAGCUCUCAGUGGACUUCAGCGCCCCCGACGGCACCCUGACCCUGCGAGCCAGGGGUACCGACCCCGAGGCCGAGCUGGUGAGCUGCGUCUUUAACGGCGAAGGCGUCGAAGCCCUGACGGACCUCCAGUGGCACAAGCUGGCCCUCAGCGUGCAACGCGACACCGCCUCCCUUCACGUUGACUGCAACUCCAUCGAGACGAAGCCCCUGGAGCCCCGAGGCGUCCUGCAGACCAACGGACACACACUGCUGGGUGUUCGGGCCUCGGAUGCCGGACCGGUGCAGAUGGAUGUUCAGCAGGUGAUGCUGUAUUGUGACCCAACGCUUGCAAUUGAAGAGUCCUGCUGCGAGAUCCUCGGCGCUCGG